Messenger RNA from Ziziphus jujuba (common jujube), 2533 nucleotides. Its product is annotated as trihelix transcription factor DF1. Bases 572 to 2134 code for a protein of 520 amino acids. Lineage: Eukaryota; Viridiplantae; Streptophyta; Magnoliopsida; Rosales; Rhamnaceae. The record is from RefSeq and is a predicted model, not a curated record. The transcript has 2 exons.
CCAAUUGUCCACUCCUCUCCGUCCUCUACCUUUUUACUGCCUUUGAAAAGACAAUUUACUCCCUAUCAAUUUCCCAUUUUACCCUCUAAUCGUUCACAUUCCAGAUAUUUGAGCCCGCUUAUCCAUCAAGUUAAAGCCUACUUAUCUUGACCAAAAGUCAAAUACGAUUUCGCUCCAAACCCCAUUGUCAAAAGCGAUAAAAUUGACCAAUCCAAUCACAAUGUGCCACACAAGUGACCUUAGCUGGAAGGACCCCACUUGAUAAAAAUCCUUCAAUCCUCCCACCCUAUGCCCUAAAUUCACCACCUCAUUGUUUACUCAACCCAAUAAACAUGGUAGAACUGUGAAGAAAACCCAAAAAAAUAAAAAAAUAAAAAAGUCCAAUCUCAAAGAACCACCACAACCCCCACCAUCAAAGUUUUAACAUUUACCCAUUUUUCUUCACUUUAAACACCACCCCCCAAAAAUUAAAAAAAGAAAAAAAAGAAAAUUAAAAUCUACAAUUUCACUUUCUUUUUUUCCCCCCCCACAAAAUUUUCUGUGCUGUAACUUUAAUUUACAGGAAAAACCCAUGCUGGAAGAGGUCUCAACUGUGCCAGAAAAUCUAAGCGCCGGCACCGGAAAUGGGGAGCAGCAGGUCAGCGGGGACGGUGAUGGUGGUGGGGUUGUUGGGUCGGUGUCGGUUGGGUUUGGAGAGGAAGAGAGAGUGGGAGCUGAAGAGGGUGAGCGAAACUGGUUAGGUAACCGGUGGCCGCAGCAAGAAACUUUGGCUUUGCUCAAGAUAAGGUCUGAUAUGGACGUUACAUUCAGGGACGCCAACCUCAAAGCUCCUCUCUGGGAAGAUGUCUCCAGGAAAAUGAGAGAGCUUGGAUAUAAUCGAAGUGCCAAGAAAUGCAAGGAGAAGUUUGAGAACAUCUACAAGUACCAUAAGAGGACCAAAGACGGCCGGUCUGGGCGUCCCAAUGGCAAGGCUUAUCGUUUCUUUGAGCAAUUAGAGGCUUUAGAGAACCACCCUUUUGAUCCUCAUCCUCCUUCCCCAUCCCGGGGUCAGGUUAAAACUUCCACGGUAGAAACAAUAACAAGCCGAACCGAUGUUAUUCACGAUGCAAUCCCAUGUUCUAUCCAUCAUCCCAAUAUGAAUUUGGUUGACAAUUCUACUUCCAGUUCUUCAUCUUCGGGCAAUGAAUCUGAAGACAAGAAAAAGAAAAAGAGGAAGAUGGCAGAUUUUUUUGGUAGAUUGAUGAAGGAAGUGAUAGACAAGCAAGAGGAUUUGCAAAGGCAGUUCAUAGAGACAUUAGAGAGAUGCGAACGAGAUCGGAUGGCUAGGGAAGAGGCGUGGAAGAUACAAGAGUUGGAGAGAAUUAGAAGAGAGCGUGAGCUAUUGGUUCAAGAAAGGUCUAUUGCAGCUGCAAAAGAUGCUGCUGUGCUUGCGUUUCUUAAAAAAUUUUCAGAACAAGCUGAUCCAGUUCAAUUGGCUGAGAACUCAAUGAUAGCUGAGAGAGUUACAGAUAAACAAGGAAUGAGUAAUGGUGAGAGUCCCGGACAGAUGUGUUUAGACAAGCAAGAGAAGCAUAAUGGUGGAAGUUUUAUGCAGUUGAGCUCGUCUCGAUGGCCAAAAGAUGAAGUUCAAGCUUUGAUUAGGCUGAGGACUAAUCUUGAUUUGCAAUAUGAAGAAAAUGGACCUAAAGGGCCUCUAUGGGAGGAGAUCUCAACAGCCAUGAAAAAGCUUGGUUACAACAGGAGUGCAAAGAGGUGCAAAGAAAAAUGGGAGAACAUUAACAAGUACUUCAAGAGGGUAAAAGAAAGUAACAAGAAAAGGCCUGAGGAUUCAAAGACUUGUCCUUAUUUCCAUCAGCUUGAUGCUCUAUACAAUAAGAAGACUAAGAAGGUUGAUAAUUCAGGUAAUUCUGGUUGUGAUGUGAGGCCUGAGGAGCUCUUGAUGCAUAUGAUGGAAGGGCAACAACGGCUGGAUUCCACUAUGGAGGACGGUGAAAGUGAGAACUUUGGUCAGCGACAUGAAGAAGAUAAUGAAAAUGAAGAUGGAAGUGGAGAUGGGAAUCAGAUUUUAGCAGGUGAUCAUUCUCAAAUGACAGCUGGUAAUUCUUCUCAAAGUGCAGCAGAUAAUCCUUCUUAAAAACAUUAGAUAAUCUUCCUACGAUGGUAAUUAUAUUUGGGCUUAAGUUGACAAAAAAUAUGGGAAAACCAUUUUCAUGAGAAAUUAAGUGGGAAUACUUCAAAAGCUUGGGAUUUUGGUCGUUUUCAGGAUAUCUCAUGGUUGUAGGUCAGAUUUUCUGGUUUUGACAGCUUCAAUUGGUAGGACAUAAUGGUAAUCGUCUUAUGUAAAGUGGUCUUUAUUUUUAUAGAUAUGUGAAGAGAAAUAGGAGGCUGGGUUUGUAAAAUUUAAUACAGAUUUUUGAUAGAAUAUCACAUUUCGUGUGUGAAAAAAUUGGAAAUGUUUGGUUGCUUUUGUUUGUAUGAAUAAAAAAGCAGCAUCAAUUGCCAUGCUGCAAUGAAAGUUGCAUUCUUAUGAAAA